UUUUUAUAUCUACGAAAUUUUAUCGAAUUCACAAUUUCAUGAAGUUCCUUCGAUUGAGCUCUGUUUACAGUUGACAGAUGCGAACUGGGGACGUUCAGAAAAAAUUUAAUUAAAUUCUUUUCUGCUGCAGUGACGACUUAUCUUGCGAGGAAAGAGAAAAGUCUUCAUCUUAAUAUUUAUCAAUUACAAAAUGUUCAUAUCCUAAAUAACUAAGACAUAGAUUAGUUUUCAACCCUGUUUACCGCGUCCGUACACAAAAAUUGACGAGGUUAUGUUUCGAUUACUUUUUCGCAUUUGGUUUUCAAAAUUUUCCCUAUUUUGGACUAAGAUUAAUCGAGAUUGUAUUAUAUUAUUUGAAUUUUCGGAGCAAUGAAGGCCAUUUUUAUUUUAAAAAUAACAAUCGUUCACAUGAAGCUAUCGUUCUAGCGUGUGUGUUUCAAGUAAAAUUUGAAAUGGUAACUUGCAAUGAAAGUGAAAGUCGGUAAAAGUGAAAAGGCCCUACAAAGGAAUACAUAAUGAAUUUGUACAUCUUCACACACAGCAAUGAAUUAAUUUUCUUUCGUUACAUAAUAAUUCUUGGAAAUGACUAACAGUGCAUGAUGUUUUGAAACUUCUCGAUAUCUCAAAAGUUCGCUGAGCGCUCAUUUUUGUUUUUCACUUUCAAAAGCUAGACUCGUGUGACAACUAUUUAAUUUAUUAUUACAAUGACUCACUAUCGACUUACAGACGAUUACAAUAAUAAAAAAAUUUUAAGCCAAAGGUUAAGUGCGGAUAGGCUGGUUCGCAGAGCUUCAAGACUGUGGUGAACUGCGGUGAUGAAUCAGCAGUGGAGAUUUGUACCAAAUGAACUAGAAUCACUGUUCACCAUGUACAUUUAUUCAAGGAGGAACGAUUAAGUGUUUGAUAAACAAUGAUUAAGGAGACUAUUGAUUAUCUGAAGGAUCCUCAUUUGGUAGCGAGGAUUCAGGAAUUUUUUGGAAUCAGAAUUCACUAUGCCAAAGAAUCACAAAAUAUUGAAGAAAAAGAAUGUACCGAUGAAUGCAAACGGACAGAAAAGAGGAGGAACGGAUACACUGAUGGAAAAAUUAACGGAUCCUGUAAAUUUGAUUACUGCAAAGAAGAAAAACAAAAAAAUCUCCCCAGUGACGCUGAAAACUCAGUAGAAUCUGAAUCUCUUAAUUACACAAUUACAAAUUAUUUUUGGUACUAUCUCUUCCUCUUUGGUACUGAACUCGGUGAUGAGACUUUCUACUGUGCAUUCAUACCAUUCUGGUUCUGGAAUAUCGACGGAGCUGUUGGCCGAAGAGUCGUUCUUGUCUGGGCUAUCAUCAUGACUAUUGGUCAGGCCAUGAAGGAUAUAAUUCGUUGGCCUCGUCCGUCUUGCCCACCAGCAACGAGACUGCAAAGUAAAUGGUCCCAGGAAUAUGGAAUGCCAUCGACUCACGCCAUGAUCGGCAUGUCGAUUCCUUUCAGUGUCAUAUUGUUUACGAUGAAUAGAUAUAUUUAUUCAUUUACCGUGGGCUGUACGAUAGCUACGAUUUGGUGUAUUCUCGUGUUUACAAGUCGAUUGUAUCUCGGCAUGCACACCGUGCUUGACAUUGUAGUCGGAUUAUCUCUGGCUAUUAUACUGAUGAUACCCUUGAUACCAUUGGUCGAUUUCACCGAUUAUUAUUUUCUCACCGAGAGCUGGGCAAUUGGGGCCCUCAUAGCUCUCACUAUCAUUACCAUCGUUUAUUAUCCUCAGAGUGACAGAUGGACUCCCACGAGAGGCGACACUGCGAUGGUUGUGUCAGUGACCGCUGGCGUUUACGUUGGAGCGUGGUUAAAUUACAAAACCGGUGCAUUAUCGGCGCCUCUCCUUCCACCGCCUUACAACAUUAUUUGGCCUUCUUGUCCAAUGUUUGGGCGUAUGACACUGCGUACGAUCAUUGGUUUUUGUUGUGUUAUCGCGACCAAAGCAAUUUGCAAGUCUCUCAGCUAUGCAGCAAUUAGUACCAUGUUCCGUGUCAAUACGAAAGAACUGAUGAAAAGUGAAAUUUCAUUGAACAACACGAAAAAAGUGCUUGCCGACUUAGUUUACAAAUAUAUCAGUUGUUUUAUGAUCGGUUUUAAUACCGUUUAUUUAUUGCCUAAUGUUUUCACGAUUCUCGGCAUUGAGAGACCGACUUUCUACACAGAAAUGUAAUUAUUCGUACUUGUCAAACUCGGAACGAGAUAUUUGGGCUCGAACAAUCCCAUUAUAAUCAUUCCAGCGAUAUCAAUUCUUGUUAAUGGCUGUUUUUUACGCCAUAUCUUUGUUAUGACGUCGAAAAAUAGGCUCGUUUUUGCUUGGUUGCGACAGAAGACUCCCUGGCAUCAAUCAUCCUUAGUCAUUCAUCCCAAAAACGUACAAUAGUUUAUAAAAGCGCAUCAAAGAUUCACGUACCUUUUUUACUGUACUACUAAAAAAUCUGCGCUUUGUUUCAUUUGUAUAUAUUUUGUUAUACAUACUAACUACGUAAAAUGAGCGAAAUAAUGGAACGCAAUAACACGAAAUUCUUUGUGUAUAUAUUGCUUAGAAUAAUUAUUUUAUUGUUAAGCCAGGCACGUUACUAUGAACUAGUCAAUGAAUACACUGCUAAAUGAGUAGAAAGUGACCGUUUUCACGUACGGAUCAAUUCGUAUGAAAAUUUGACCGUUCUUCGACGUAAAAUUAUUCGUUUCUCGAAUUCAUAUUUCAAUUAUUCUUUCAGCAUUUUAUAGAACUAUAGCGUUAUUUUGUAGCUAAUUUGGAACGUAAGAAUUUUUUUUUUAACUCAGUACAAUGCCUGUACAGAAACGUUAUCUAAGUCCUGUGAAGGUUGUAAUUAACAACUCGACUUUUAUCCUCGGGUCUUUGGCGAUUAAGUAAUAUCCUCUAUAAAUUAUUUAUUAUAGCCUACAGUUGUUGAUAUGAAAGGAACAACGUACACAAGAACGCACAGAUAAAUCAUACUUUUUUGUUAUUGACUUGAUAAUUUCUUCGACGUUUCUCAGAUGUGUAGAGUAAUCCUCACAUAACCGAAAUGAUCAGACGCAAUACCUGCAAAUUUUUAGUUAUUUAAUUUCUUACAUACUUCAAUUUUUAUAAUUCAUUACAUAUAAUCAUGCCAAUAACUUUAUUCUACAAAAAUGUAUACAAAAUCUAGAAAUGUUCACCAACCUCAAGACCUCUAUCGCCAUACAUAAUAAUAAGACUAUUGAAUAAUUCUUAGCAAUUUACUGUUAAAAGAAAAUUGUUCAAUGUAUGAUUGGUGAUUUCAUUUCACAUCGCUUUAUAUGAAUUUGGUCAUAUUCUACCAUACUUUUGACUUUAUCUUCCCUUUUAUCUUAAAUUCCUUAUUCACACUUAUUUGAAUGUGGUAACGAAAUGUUGGAAACGAUUUCGUAUAAGUUUUUGUAACUAUGAGACCUGCUACUUCAGGCGGUAAAAAAUAAAGUCAUCCGAUCUUUCAUUGAGAAAUAUUUUGUUCGUUUAAACGUUCAUUUUUCUCCAAAAAUGUAUUCAUUUAAAAUUCAUUAUAUAAAUUACCAAAUUGCGUUA
Venturia canescens is the source of this 3562-nucleotide messenger RNA. RefSeq names its product sphingosine-1-phosphate phosphatase 1-like. Lineage: Eukaryota; Metazoa; Arthropoda; Insecta; Hymenoptera; Ichneumonidae. Gene Ontology annotation, molecular function: sphingosine-1-phosphate phosphatase activity. The record is from RefSeq and is a predicted model, not a curated record. Gene Ontology annotation, cellular component: endoplasmic reticulum membrane. The transcript is spliced from 5 exons. Bases 911 to 2185 code for a protein of 424 amino acids. Gene Ontology annotation, biological process: sphingosine metabolic process.